UUGCAUCACCUCCGCGCGCCGGCUCACCGCUCUCUUGUCGGCGGGAUUGCUACUAGACUUGCUGGCCCGCGUGGCUAUCCAGGUACGCGGGGACCCUCAGCAACAAAAUGGUUCAACAAGUUCCAGAAAACAUAAAUUUUCCUGCUGAAGAAGAAAAAAUCUUGGAGUUUUGGACUAAAUUUAAUUGUUUUCAGGAAUGCUUAAAGCAAUCGAAACAUAAACCAAAAUUUACUUUCUAUGAUGGUCCUCCUUUUGCAACUGGACUGCCUCACUAUGGACAUAUACUUGCAGGGACAAUUAAAGAUAUAGUUACAAGAUAUGCUCACCAGAGUGGGUUUCAUGUUGACAGAAGAUUUGGAUGGGAUUGUCAUGGCUUACCUGUGGAAUAUGAAAUUGAUAAGACACUGGGAAUCAGAGGACCAGAGGAUGUGGCCAAAAUGGGGAUUACAGAAUAUAACAGUCAGUGCCGAGCAAUUGUAAUGAGAUAUUCUACUGAGUGGAAGUCUACAGUUACCAGACUUGGCCGAUGGAUUGACUUUGACAAUGACUACAAAACUCUGUAUCCAGAAUUCAUGGAAAGUGUCUGGUGGGUCUUCAAACAACUCUAUGAUAAAGGCCUUGUUUAUAGAGGUGUGAAAGUCAUGCCCUUCUCUACUGCAUGUAACACUCCACUUUCCAACUUUGAGUCACACCAGAAUUAUAAGGAUGUUCAAGACCCUUCAGUAUUUGUAACUUUCCCUUUGGAAGAAGAUGAAACUGUAUCUUUAGUUGCUUGGACAACCACUCCCUGGACUCUGCCUAGUAAUCUUGCCGUCUGUGUUAAUCCAGAAAUGCAAUAUGUGAAGAUUAAAGAUGUUGCCAGAGGAAAAUUGCUCAUUUUAAUGGAAGCCAGAUUGUCAGCCCUCUAUAAAUUGGAGAGUGACUAUGAGAUCCUUGAAAGAUUUCCUGGUGCCUAUCUUAAAGGCAAGAAGUACAGGCCCUUGUUUGACUAUUUUGUGAAGUGUAAAGAGAAUGGCGCUUUCACUGUGCUCGUUGACAACUAUGUGAAGGAAGAAGAAGGCACAGGGGUUGUCCACCAAGCUCCUUACUUUGGUGCUGAUGACUAUCGGGUCUGUAUGGACUUCAACAUUAUUCGGAAAGACUCACUCCCCGUUUGUCCUGUGGAUGCAUCAGGCUGCUUCACAGCAGAGGUGACACACUUUGCAGGACAGUAUGUGAAGGAUGCUGACAAAAGUAUCAUCAGGACUUUGAAGGAACAAGGCCGACUUCUGGUUGCCAGCACCUUCACUCACAGCUACCCUUUUUGCUGGAGAUCAGACACUCCCCUCAUUUACAAAGCAGUGCCCAGCUGGUUUGUACGAGUAGAGAACAUGGUGGACCAGCUCCUAAGGAACAAUGACCUGUGCUACUGGGUCCCAGAGUUUGUGCGAGAAAAACGAUUUGGAAAUUGGCUGAAAGAUGCACGUGACUGGGCAAUUUCCAGAAACAGAUACUGGGGCACCCCUAUCCCACUGUGGGUCAGUGAUGACUUUGAGGAGGUAGUAUGCAUUGGGUCAGUGGCAGAACUUGAAGAACUCUCGGGAGCAAAGAUCACAGAUCUCCACAGAGAGAGCAUUGACCACCUGACCAUUCCUUCACGCUGUGGGAAGGGAUCCUUGCACCGCAUCUCUGAAGUGUUUGACUGUUGGUUUGAGAGUGGCAGCAUGCCCUAUGCUCAGGUUCAUUAUCCAUUUGAAAACAAGAGGGAGUUUGAGGAUGCUUUUCCUGCAGACUUCAUUGCUGAGGGCAUCGACCAAACCAGAGGAUGGUUUUAUACCCUGCUGGUGCUGGCCACGGCCCUCUUUGGACAACCACCUUUCAAGAAUGUAAUUGUGAAUGGGCUCAUCCUGGCAAGUGAUGGCCAAAAAAUGAGCAAACGGAAAAAGAAUUAUCCAGAUCCAGUUUCCAUUCUCCAGAAGUAUGGUGCUGAUGCGCUCAGAUUAUAUCUGAUUAACUCCCCUGUGGUGAGAGCAGAAAACCUCCGCUUUAAAGAGGAGGGUGUGCGGGACGUCCUUAAGGAUGUUCUGCUCCCAUGGUACAAUGCCUACCGCUUCUUCAUCCAGAAUGUUGUGAGGCUUCAGAAGGAAGAAGAAAUAGAAUUUCUCUACAAUGAGAGCACAGUUAGAAAAAGCCCCAACAUUACGGACCAGUGGAUCCUGUCCUUCAUGCAGUCUCUCAUUGGCUUCUUUGAGACUGAAAUGGCAGCUUAUAGGCUUUACACUGUGGUGCCUCGCCUUGUCAAGUUUGUAGAUAUUCUCACCAAUUGGUAUGUUAGAAUGAACCGCAGAAGAUUAAAGGGUGAAAAUGGGAUGGAAGAUUGUGUCAUGGCCCUAGAAACCUUGUUUAGUGUUCUGCUCUCUCUUUGCAGACUUAUGGCUCCCUACACGCCUUUUCUCACCGAAUUGAUGUACCAGAAUCUAAAGGUGCUGAUUGACCCUGUUUCUGUUCAAGACAAGGACACACUCAGCAUCCACUACCUCAUGCUGCCCCGUGUUCGAGAAGAAUUGAUUGAUAAGAAAACAGAGAGUGCAAUAUCUCGGAUGCAGUCUGUGAUCGAGCUUGGACGAGUGAUCAGAGACCGCAAAACUAUUCCCAUAAAGUAUCCUUUGAAAGAAAUUGUGGUUAUCCAUCAAGAUCCAGAAGCUCUUAAAGAUAUCAAGUCUUUGGAGAAGUAUGUCAUUGAGGAAUUGAAUGUUCGAAAAGUUACAUUGUCUACAGAUAAAAACAAGUAUGGCAUUCGGCUAAGGGCAGAACCAGAUCACAUGGUCCUGGGGAAGCGUCUGAAGGGAGCGUUUAAGGCAGUGAUGACGUCCAUCAAGCAGCUGAGCAGUGAGGAGCUGGAGCAGUUCCAGAAGACUGGGACCAUUGUUGUGGAAGGCCAUGAAUUGCAUGAUGAAGACAUCCGCCUCAUGUACACCUUUGAUCAGGCCACAGGUGGGACUGCACAGUUUGAAGCACACUCAGAUGCUCAGGCUUUGGUCCUCUUAGAUGUCACUCCUGACCAGUCAAUGGUGGAUGAAGGAAUGGCUCGGGAAGUCAUCAAUCGCAUACAGAAACUUCGCAAAAAGUGCCAUCUGGUUCCAACUGAUGAAAUCACAGUGUAUUACAACGCGAAAUCUGAAGGAAGAUAUCUGAAUAACAUUAUUGAAAGCCACACAGAGUUCAUAUUUGCCACCAUAAAGGCUCCCUUGAAACCAUAUCCAGUUCCUCCAUCAGAUAAAAUCCUUAUUCAAGAAAAAACACAGUUGAAGGGAUCCGAACUGGAAAUUACACUUACCAGAGGAUCUUCCCUUCCUGGUCCUGCUUGUGCAUAUGUCAAUCUUAACAUUUGUGCAAAUGGCAGUGAACAAGAUGGAGUAUUGCUUCUGGAAAAUCCAAAAGGUGAUAAUAGGUUGGACCUUUUAAAACUGAAGAGUGUUGUCAGUAGCGUUUUUGGUGUGAACAAUGCAGACCUGGCUGUCUUCCAUAAUGAAACAGAAAUACAAAACCAAACCGACUUACUGAGUCUUAGUGGAAAAACACUUUGUGUGACUGCAGGAUCGGCUCCCUCUCUGAUCAACAGUUCUGGCACUCUUCUUUGUCAGUAUGUCAACCUGCAGCUCCUGAAUGCAGAGCCACAAGAGUGUUUAAUGGGGACAGUGGGUACUCUCCUGCUUGAAAACCCACUUGGGCAGAAUGGACUCACCCACCAAGGUCUUCUAUAUGAAGCAGCCAAGGUGUUUGGCCUUCGGAGCAGGAAGCUAAAGCUAUUUCUGAAUGAGACCCAAACGCAAGACCUAGAAAAUAGCUGUUCUUCAAAUUAUAGAGAAUCGUAUUUUGAAACCACAUGUCUGGGACACUGAGUUGGCACAGCUUUUAGGCCUUUUUUGUAGACACAGGAAGUAUCUGUUUAUGAGGAAAAAUAAUCAUCUUGGUGUAGUACCCAGAGUUAGCCAGACUGUGAAGUAAUGGCAUAGUCCUCCAGAAGGCUCCAACAGUCUGUCCAAAAUCUAACUCCACCUGCAGGGAGUUAGGCCUCUACUGUGAACUCAGGAAAGAAUCCACACAAAACCCCCAUCACUUCUGGCACCAACUGCAAGUUCCAGGGGUUUUCCUACACCACCCUCAUGUUCAGUAACCUGCUAGGAGGACUCAGACUCACUGAAAGGUAUUAUACUCAUGGUUUCAUUUACUAUAGGGAAAGGAUACACAUUAGAACCAGUGAGAGAGAGAGAAAGCACAUCUACAUAUAUAUGUAUGCUCCAUAAGUGAAUUUCUUAGGCAAUGGUCAUCUGAUUGCCUUUACUAGGCAAUUCAGUAGGAUUGAUGAUUGGAUUGAUUGAUUGAUUGAUUGAUCAGAAUCUAGGAGGGAUUCAAACAAGGAUCACCAGGUCAUCAUCUCUCCCUGGAGUCAUGGAUAAUGUUUCCUUCUCCCAUCCCUUACAUCUGACAACACAGGGACUAUAUUACCAGCCAGGGAAGCUCACUUGAACCUUGCUGUCCAGUUUCUAUUGAGGUUUCAUUCUGCAGGUGUAAUUGCUGCCUUUCUCAGCUAAUACCAUGUGACCCAAAGUCCCCAUUCUAAAUCAUAUACUUGGUCUUUCUGUCUUAGCCAGCACUACCAUGAAUCAUCUCAUUAGCAACAACUGUCAGGUUUGGUGAACAUGCCCACCAUGAGAAACAAAGACUCUCCUACUAGGAAAUUACAAGGAUUUAGAGAUUCCCCUCAGGAGCUAGGACAAAGGGCAGGACUCUUAGGAUAGGGCCAAAUUCCUUACUACACAAGCAAUUAACAUUUUUUAAAAUAUUCACCCACAAUAGG
Sapajus apella (tufted capuchin) is the source of this 4840-nucleotide messenger RNA. RefSeq names its product isoleucyl-tRNA synthetase 1 (gene IARS1). The transcript is spliced from 34 exons. Gene Ontology annotation, molecular function: isoleucine-tRNA ligase activity; aminoacyl-tRNA deacylase activity; ATP binding. Bases 108 to 3881 code for a protein of 1257 amino acids. NCBI's taxonomy places the organism in Eukaryota, Metazoa, Chordata, Mammalia, Primates, Cebidae. Gene Ontology annotation, biological process: isoleucyl-tRNA aminoacylation. The record is from RefSeq and is a predicted model, not a curated record.